CUUCUCCCUCUCCCUCCAUCCUCUCUGUCUGUGUCGAGUGAACCAGUGAGGUCAGUGGACGUGUAGAAGUUGAAGAUCCAGAAUGGAGACGUUUGGGUUCCUCAUCGACAGCAGAGUCCCGACCGACGACAGCAGAAUCAAACCACCGAGCCACGUCCAGCUCCAGUGACCAGGCCGCCUUCAGACGAGAUGUGUCUCCUCCUAAUCCCGCCCCCUCUCCUCCUUCUCCUCCUCCUUUCAGCCUCUCACCCCGUCAGGUGCUCACACUCGUGCCCCCCCCUCUGUGCUUGUUACGAGCGCGCCGACCUGGUGGACUGCCGUGCACGUGGAUUCGAACACGUUCCUCUGGGCCUCCCUCACGGAACCUUGCUGCUGGAGCUGGGAGGGAACAACCUGACUGAGAUCAGCUCUCAGGUCUUCACUGGCCUGUGGUCGCUGAAGGUCCUGGUGAUGAGCAGCAGUCAGAUUCAAGUCAUUCAACCACAGGCCUUUCUCUCUUUGUCCUUCAUGGAGAAGUUGGAUCUCAGUUGGAACCAGUUGACGUUGCUCCCAGUCGACUUCUCCACCAGUCUGUCUGCGCUCAGAGAACUUCGACUGGAUCACAACAACUUAUGUUACUUAUCUGGACACAGCCUGGCAUAUCUGGACAACAUGGAGAAACUGGACCUGAGCUAUAACCAGCUGGUGUCUGUGGGUCCUGGUGUGUUCAGAGGUCUGUCCAGGCUCAGGCAGCUCCACCUGCACCACAACAGACUGAGUGGGCUGCAGCGGGGGAGCCUGGACAUGCUGCCUGGACUGGAGGUGCUCCAGCUGAGCUACAACAACAUCUCUCAGAUCGACAGUGACGCUCUAGCGCCCCUCUACAGUUUGGCCGUUCUCGCUCUGGAGGGAAACAACCUGCAACACCUCAAGUUCAAGACCUUCCUCAGCCUGCACACCACCGCCACUCACAUCCAGCUGUCAGGGAACCCGUGGAGCUGCGACUGCGAGCUUCAUCGCGUCUUCAGUAAGAUCCUCUACGUUCGCCACCUCCACAUCGACGACUACCGGAACGUGACCUGCCAGGAGCCGCCGCAGCUGGCCGGGGCCUCGCUGGCCUGGGUGGACAGCCGGCUCUGCAUGGCGGAGACCGUCACCGUGCUCGUCAUCACGGUCACCGUGCUGGUCAGCGUGGUGGCGGCCGUGGUCAUGGCUGAGAGGAACAGGAAGAGUCACCGUGAGAAGAACUGGGACACGGAGUCACAGACUCAAACCCAGAGUCCACCGUCCUGAGAGCGGCGCCAGUUCAAGAUGGCUGCCGUCUUCACCGUCAGAAUGCGUAGACGUUUCUUACGUUUUUCCCGGUGAAAGAGAUGGAACCUUUUAUGUGAAUUAGGGUUAUGGUUUCUGUGUUUCCAUUUUCUCCAGGAAGUUCCGGCAGGAACUCAGACCCUUUACAGGAACCUGGUGACACAACAUGGAGUAUAUCAUGUUGUUCAGUUCUGUAGGAUUCAGCUGUUUACAUGUGGAGGAGACCAGAUGUUCUGCAGCUAACGUGGACAAAGAUGGUUUUACUUUGAAACAGGGUUUUCAAAGUAAAACGUGGUAGUUUGUUUGGAGCUCAAAUUAAUAUUAUCAAUCUUUAUCACCAACCCUGUGAUGAAAUGCUCUAAUAAGCUUCCAGAGUCUACCUGUGCUUAUAUUUUAUAUUAUAUUCAAUAGUUUGAAUGUUUGCAGUUCAACAAACAGCUGAAUGUUUUACUCCAUGUGACAUAAGACUGUUAUUUUCUAUCUUGACCUUUGACCUGCUCCAGAAGAAAGAGAUCCCUCUUCAUCCUCAUGUCCUCUUCUCCUUCUGGUGGAUUUAAAACAAAGGACUUUGACCCUGUGACAGUCAGAGAGACAUUCACCAGAAGAGACGGAGGUUCAGUAGAGACCAUGUGUCUGGACACCACAGUGGAUUAGAGCUGGACAGAUGGGGG
Molecule: messenger RNA, 1961 nt
Organism: Platichthys flesus (European flounder)
Lineage: Eukaryota; Metazoa; Chordata; Actinopteri; Pleuronectiformes; Pleuronectidae
Product: insulin-like growth factor-binding protein complex acid labile subunit
Exons: 6
Coding region: 190-1272 (360 amino acids)
Cellular component (GO): plasma membrane
Molecular function (GO): protein binding
Source: RefSeq, a predicted model, not a curated record